This is a messenger RNA of Acaulospora morrowiae, 198 nucleotides long. Lineage: Eukaryota; Fungi; Glomeromycota; Glomeromycetes; Diversisporales; Acaulosporaceae. The record is from the annotation of a GenBank genome assembly.
AUGAACCACAAUAAUGACAAAACACCACAGUCUAGUAAUGAUAAUGAUAAUGGAAUUCAGCCCUGCGAUGAAAUAAUGCAGCCUGAUAAUGGCGAAAUUAUAUAUUUGGAAAACUUGACCACGAACUUUAGUUCUUUCUCUCCACAACAAAUUGUGAUACCACCUUUUGUUGGGCAAGUCUUCGAAACGUGGGAUGAU